Monopterus albus (swamp eel) is the source of this 2133-nucleotide messenger RNA. RefSeq names its product leucine zipper transcription factor-like 1 (gene lztfl1). Gene Ontology annotation, cellular component: cytoplasm. The record is from RefSeq and is a predicted model, not a curated record. The transcript is spliced from 10 exons. Bases 288 to 1184 code for a protein of 298 amino acids. Gene Ontology annotation, biological process: negative regulation of protein localization to cilium. Lineage: Eukaryota; Metazoa; Chordata; Actinopteri; Synbranchiformes; Synbranchidae.
UCUCCGUUACCAAGGCAUUCUCAACACUAGCUGGAUGGCUAGGCUAUCUGAUCUGCCAUCUAUUAUAACUAUAACAUAACCUUCAUUUAGCCUCUACUUCGAAUAGAACAAGUAAAAUAGCUCAUUAGAACCAUCGAUUCCAGGACAUUCUUACAUUACUUUAGAUUCUAGUCUGUUUGCUGUGUGACUAAAUUAUAGGCCGAAACACAGAUUUUCCGUUUGGAUCAGCUCAGUCUACAAGCUAGCUAACUUAGCUUAGUUACAUUAACGAUAGCUGCACAGCCACCAUGGCUGAAUUCGGGUUUAAUGAACACCAUCAGAAUGAAGUUAUCAAUUACAUGCGAUUUGCACGUUCAAAAAGGACUCUGAGGCUCAAGACUAUCGACUCAUGCUUUGAGGAACUCAAAGAUAGCAGGCUAGUGGAGGAAACCUUCACAGUGGAUGAGGUGAGGGAGAUGCUGGAUGGGUUGCAGGCAGUGGUGCGGGGAGAGGUGGAGAUAGAGCUCAUCAACACAGCGCACACCAAUGUGCUGCUGCUCAGACAACUCUUCUCCCAGGCUGAGAAGUUUUACCUUCGACUGCAAAGCGAUAUUUCAGAACUGGAGAACAGGGAGCUGUUAGAACAAGUGGCUGAAUUUGAGAAGACUGAUUUUAAAACCACUAAUAAGAUAAACCAGGAAACAAGUAAACCCAAGUUAGCACCACUGAACGAGGGUGGGGUAUGUGAACUUCUCAACAAGGAGAUUGCAAGAUUACAGGAGGAAAAUGACAAACUAAAAGGCAGGCUGCGGACUUUAGAAUCCCAGGCCAUGAGUGCACUAGAUGAGAAAACAAAGGCAGAGAGCGCUCUGAAAGACCUUCAGAAGGUGCAAGGUGAACAGCAGCUGGCUGCUCAAUCCCAGGAGAUCAGCAGUCUUGAGGACACAGUGGCAGCUCUGAAGGAGAGCUAUGAAAGAUCCCUCAGUGUCAAUGCUGCAUCCAAAAAGGAUCUGCAGGAGAACCUGAUUUCUGCAAAACAUGAGCUUCUUCAAGUGCAGGAGCAGCUGGCCUUAGCAGAGAAGGAGUUGGAGAAGAAGUUCCAGCAAACUGCAGCCUACCGCAACAUGAAGGACAUCCUGACCAAGAAGAACGAGCAAAUCAAAGAAAUCAGAAAAAGAUUGCAGAGAUAUGAGCCCGAUGAAUGAGUUCUACCCAAGACAGCUGGUUAAACACAUGUCCAGAGGCCAAGAUGGGACCAAAAGCUUUUGACCGUGUUAUGGACAAGAAACCACCAGUUUCACUGCUACAAGAUAAAAGAGACAGAAAAGCUAUUAUUUAUUAAUGCUUUACCUGGCAUCUUGAGUAAUUUUUGGCUCCACUAAAGACUGGGGCAUUGUCAAUACACACAUCUGAAUAAACAAAUGACACAGUAGCAAAUGAUAGCCUUCUUCAGCUGUGCUUUUAUUUUCUAAGUCUCAAAUUGGAGCUCACUUACAAUAGCUAGCAGACUUUCCUCAGUGCUCUAUGCAAUCACUGUCAUGUCCCUGUUUGAAGAGGCCUUGUCCAUUUGCUGAUUUGAACAGAUAGACUGUCUGAAACUUUGCAGAUCAGUGUAGGUAAUGCUUAGCUUUUUAAGACAAUUUUUUUUAUUGCUGUUUUCCUGAUCAUAAUUUUAAUAGCCAUUUUGUAGUCAAAAUCCAAUCCAUGAUUGAGAUUGUCAAGCAAACUCCAAGGUAGUUUGUUUAUUAUUAGUGAACAUCUUCAAAAUAAUGUUUUCUGACCCUCUGAGGUUCCUCCUGCUUUGAACUUGCUACCGAAACAUUUAAUAUCUCUUCAGACAAUGAUGUUUCCAACAAUCUGAUAUUCUCUGAAAGUAUGAUCAAUGAAAAUAUAACAUAUUUCUUGCAUUUAUUUUUUGUGCUCUUGUGUAAUGAUGACAUAGCUCAUGCUUACCUAAACAAUAUUUUUGUCUGGAAAUUUUGCCUGUGUACUUUUUGUAUUGCUGUGGGUGUUGGAGUGUAUAAGAAACAAAUCAGUAUACACAUGAUGUUCAUGAAGUAAUGCUCUUGUAGAGUAUGAUACAUCUACCCUGUGUUACACUAGAUGUACAUUUGUUUGUAUAGUGCAAAAUUAUGGGUUAAUAAAAGCUGUUAC